CCCCCCCCCCCCCCCCCCCCCCCCCCGCAGCCCCAGCAGGGCAAUGGGCUGCCGGCCGCCGGGCGCCCCAAGGAGAAGAAGCGCUCGCGGGAGAACAAAGAGGUGCCGAGGGCCAGCCUGCUCAGCUUCCAGGACGAGGAGGAGGAAACGGAAGAAGUUUUCAAAGUGAAGAAAUCAAGUUACAGCAAAAAGAUUGUAAAACAGUUGAAGAAAGAAUACAAAGAAGAUCUUGAAAAGUCAAAAGUUAGAACAGAGGUCAAUUCUCCAACAGAUGUUGAAGCACCACUAGAAAAGACAGGACAGAAUAAGGAUAUAGGCCAAGAAGAUGGGACUGCGAACAGUGAGCAUGGUGAAGAAGAAAUGGAAGUUGAAAGUGAGAAGGAAGAAGAAAAACCAAAAGCUGGUGGUGCUUUUUCAAGUGCUCUAUCAUCACUGAAUGUUCUCCGCCCAGGAGAAAUUCCAGAUGCUGCUUUUAUUCAUGCCGCUAGGAAAAAGCGUCAAAUGGCUCGUGAACUUGGAGACUUUACCCCCGUUGACAGUGAACCAGGUAAAGGCCGCCUUGUUCGAGAAGAUGAAAAUGAUGCCAGUGAUGAUGAAGAUGAUGACGAGAAGAGGAGGAUAGUUUUUACAGUGAAGGAAAAAUCCCAAAGGCAAAAGAUUGCUGAGGAAAUAGGUAUUGAGGGAAGCGAUGAUGAAGCACUAGUGGCAGGGGAGCAAGAUGAAGAACUCAGUAGAUGGGAGCAAGAGCAGAUACGAAAAGGAAUCAACAUACCCCAGGUCCAGCCAAGUCAGCCUGCAGAAGUGAAUAAUGUGUACUACCAGAACACUUACCAGACACUGUCUUACGGUUCAUCAUAUGGCAUUCCAUACACCUAUGCUGCGUAUGGAUCAUCGGAUACCAAGUCUCAAAAAGCAGAUAAUACAGUUCCUUUCAAAACUCCCAGUAAUGAGAUGACUCCUGUUACUAUUGAUUUGGUAAAGAAACAGCUUAAAGACAGGUUGGACUCUAUGAAAGAAAUGCACAAAGCUAAUCGGCAGCAAUAUGAGAAACAUCAGCAAAGCCAAGAGGACUCUACCAAGGCAAUUGAAAGAUUAGAAGGGUCUUCUGGGGGUAUUGGUGAACGGUAUAAGUUUUUGCAAGAAAUGCGAGGGUAUGUCCAAGACUUGCUUGAGUGUUUCAGUGAAAAGGUGCCUCUGAUUAACGAGCUUGAAUCUGCAAUGCACCAGCUGUACAAACAGCGAGCUUCCCGCCUUGUCCAAAGACGACAAGAUGAUAUUAAAGAUGAAUCUUCGGAGUUUUCAAGCCAUUCAAAUAAAGCACUGAUGGCACCAAAUCUUGAUUCUUUUGGGCGAGACAGAGUGAUCUAUCAAGAACAAGUCAAGCGUCGAACUGCAGAAAGAGAGGCUAGAAGAGCUCGCCGUAGACAAGCCAGAGAGCAAACUGGGAAGAUGGCAGAUCACCUCGAAGGCCUGUCCAGCGAUGACGAGGAAACUUCAACAGAUAUCACAAACUUCAACUUGGAGCGAGAUCGUAUAUUGAAAGAAUCCAGCAAAGUUUUCGAAGAUGUUUUGGAAAGCUUUUACUCCAUUGAUUGCAUUAAGUCACAGUUUGAAGCUUGGCGAUCCAAGUACUUUGCUUCUUAUAAGGAUGCUUAUAUUGGCCUCUGUUUACCAAAGCUGUUCAACCCUUUAAUCAGACUUCAGCUGCUUACCUGGACUCCUCUGGAGGGCAAGUGUCGAGACUUUGAAACAAUGUUGUGGUUUGAGUCAUUGCUGUUUUAUGGCUGUGAAGAGCAGGAGCAGGUGAAAGAUGAUGCUGAUAUUUCACUAUUGCCUACCAUUGUAGAGAGAGUCGUUCUUCCUAAAUUAACAGUAAUUUCUGAAAAUAUAUGGGAUCCCUUUUCUACCACACAGACAUCUAGAAUGGUAGCAAUUGUACAGAAACUAAUAGAUGGAUAUCCCUCAGUGGUGAAUGCAGAAAACAAAAAUACACAAAUGCUUUUAAAGGCGUUGUUGCUAAGAAUGAGGAGAACACUAGAUGAUGAUGUAUUCAUGCCCUUGUAUCCAAAAAACAUCUUAGAAAACAAGAACUCUGGUCCAUAUUUGUUUUUCCAACGUCAGUUUUGGUCCUCUGUUAAGUUAUUGGGAAACUUUCUCCAGUGGUAUGGAAUCCUUUCAAACAAAACUCUACAGGAGCUGUCCAUAGAUGGGUUGCUAAAUAGGUACAUUCUCAUGGCUUUUCAAAACUCAGAGUAUGGAGAGGACAGCAUUAAGAAAGCUCAAAGUGUAAUUGCUUGUUUCCCUAAGCAGUGGUUCACUAAUCUAACAGGAGACAAGACUAUUUCUCAGCUAGAAAACUUCUGCAGAUACCUUGUUCACCUGGCUGAUACAAUUUACAGAAACAGCAUUGGUUGCUCUGAUGUAGAGAAGAGAAAUGCAAGGGAGCACAUCAAGCAGAUCAUAAAGCUUCUAGCAAGUAUCCGAGCCCUGGAUCAUGCCGUUACUGUUGCAAAUGAUCACAAUGUAAAAGAGUUCAAGAUUCUAAUAGAAGGAAAAUAGACUUUUCCCACCACUCAUUUUGAGCUUUAAAACCAUUCCUGAUGUGUAAUUUAUGUACAUAUGUAAAGUUUCUUAAACUGUAAAGUAUUGAUCUUCGUUUUAAUACAAAGUGCAUUCUUAUAUACAGCAUCCUUAAAAAUAAAAAUCAUUGACUUCAUUGAAAACAAAAAUGGAAUCCCAAGGUUGUCAUCUUUCCAGAAACCAGAUUUUUCCUCAAGUCUCCCAUAAUCUUGCUCACAAAAAUACUUUGUGCCCAUAAUCAAUGGUCAUCUACUCCUGUUAAUUGUUCAUGGUUAACUGGAAUGUGUAUAAUAGAUUCUGUGUAAUACACUGUAUGCAUAUAUUUAUACCACCCUGUUGCUUUCACACUGGAUAUAGAGAUGUUGUACUGUUGCAAAAGCUUUUCAUUUGCUAAAAAAUUCUUAUUUUGACAAUAAAACGAUCUUCUUAUUGGUCAGAAGGGCUGGUAAAACAUUCAAAUAUGUGAAAAGUCACAAGUUGAAGAGUAGAGGCACAUUGAAGUGGAUCCUGACCUUUAAAAAGCAGCUGUGCACUCCAAGUGGAAUAACUAAAAAGUGAUUUGCAUUCAGAAUAUGGAACUCUUACGACUGUUCUUCAAAAGGAAGAUCUGGAUAAGUGGUGAAGUAAUUUUUUUAUAUAUAAGCAAACAGAGAAUUUGUGAUUAUUGUACAUGUGUAGAUGGUGGCGUUUCCUAAGCUCCAAACACCUUCUGUUUUGUAGGACUAAUGAUUUACCUCUGGUUUCUGGACCCUCCUUCCUUUUCUGAGUUGCUUAAGUUGUGUCAGGAUUUAGAGGAGGAGUUUUGGGUUUGGUGCUUGCUUUGCUUCCAUUUUUUGGUUUUGUUUUGUAAUGUCAUUCAUGGAACCUGUUUCUUCAGGUAAGAGUGGCUGAAGAUAGGGAGCAAAAUGAAGGUGAAAAAGACCUUUGAAGUAUUUAUAUUGUAGUAAAUAUUCAAAUGUUACACUUCCCACUAAAUAUCAUCUAAGGAUAGUCCUAAAAAACCCAGGGUGUUUAAUUUAAAUGUGAAAAACCACUUCAAAAAUCUAUUAUAUACAUGAGAGCACUAGUGACUUGAUUUUGGGGUCCAAGGCAAAACAGCUGUAACAACCUUGGGUUAAGAGCUAUUCUCCAUGUGUGCCCAACUUUUUUUAAGGGAACUGUAGCAAUUAAUUUGCAUACUGAAUAAUAUUUAUGCUUAUGUCAUGGUAUAAAUGAGUAUUUUAAACACCAUUUGCAACAUGCACGCUUCCUUGGGACACUGCAUAGUUGUUUUGAACAGUUGGGAUUGAUGAAGCACACAGAAAUACCUGCUUCUAAAAAUUGCUUCAAUAAACUCAUCUGUCAAGGAGUUGUUGCAGUGC
Molecule: messenger RNA, 3941 nt
Organism: Ficedula albicollis (Collared flycatcher)
Lineage: Eukaryota; Metazoa; Chordata; Aves; Passeriformes; Muscicapidae
Gene: PAXBP1
Product: PAX3 and PAX7 binding protein 1
Exons: 18
Biological process (GO): positive regulation of transcription by RNA polymerase II; mRNA splicing, via spliceosome
Cellular component (GO): nucleus
Molecular function (GO): DNA binding
Source: RefSeq, a predicted model, not a curated record